This is a messenger RNA of Sander lucioperca (pikeperch), 7302 nucleotides long. RefSeq names its product NOVA alternative splicing regulator 2 (gene nova2). The record is from RefSeq and is a predicted model, not a curated record. Gene Ontology annotation, molecular function: mRNA binding. Bases 787 to 2346 code for a protein of 519 amino acids. Gene Ontology annotation, cellular component: cytoplasm; nucleus. The transcript is spliced from 5 exons. Gene Ontology annotation, biological process: regulation of alternative mRNA splicing, via spliceosome; mRNA splicing, via spliceosome. Lineage: Eukaryota; Metazoa; Chordata; Actinopteri; Perciformes; Percidae.
GAUGCUCUGAACGCAAGACUGCAGCAUCUUCACCGAGAGAACGAGCAGGACAAAAAAAAAAAACCCGUCUCUUUCUCUGUGUGUUCCUCCAACUCCGCGACUCCGGACCCUCUUCACCCACCCCGUCACCCCUGGGUGUCUUCAUGAUCGGAGCCAGAACAGGAUAAGAAGAAAGAAAUUAUAUAUAAUAGCCUACAAAUAACGCAUCGGAUUUUUUUUUUUUAUUAUUGCUUCAACGACCUUUUCCUUUCUUCGGUUGAUAUCGCCUCUUUGUCCUUCGGUAUUGUUAUUUUGUUUUGUGUUAUUUAUUGUUCCGUUUCGCUGGCUGUUGCAGAGGAGCGCCACCAUCCUGCCAUCCUGACAUGAGUACGCUCUUUUAUCUGGUUGCAGCGGAAUGACACACAUAUCCUCAUAGUUCUCAUAUCAGAAAGGUUGAUGGAAGAUUGACGCUCCAUUUGCACGUUUUCAGUAGCCUAGACCAAUCUCCAUCUGCAGAGGUUUCGGAUUUUUAUUUUCCGCUCUCUGACUCGCUCAUCCGCCACUCCAGCGUUUCUUUCUUUCUGUCCCUGCGCAGCAUCUCUGUACGCACGGCGCACUACGGAGAAACGCGCAGCUAACCUUCUCCGUCCGUAAGAAACAGGCGUUUUUUUUUUCUAAUUCCCAAAUAGCUUUUCGCCUUCUCCGAGGACUCAUCUGUACGGCUACGCUGCGUGAAAAAAAGAAAGACGGGAAAAGGGGGGAUUUAAAACGCAAACGCAGCCAAAGCAUCCAAGAGCAAGCUCGAAAAUGAUGGCCGGCGGAGCAGUACAGCAAAACGGGAUUUUUUCAAAUCCUCACCAUCACAAUCAACAACCACACAUGGAGUCCGAUCCCCCGGACUCGCGUAAAAGACCCCUGGAGACUCCGACGGAGGCCAGCAGCACCAAACGCACAAACACAGGAGUGGCCUUCCUGCAGCCCCUAUUUGAAACUGAAGGCAUUGUAUUCCCUCACCAAGAAACUGAGACUCAUGAGGAAGGCGAGUACUUCCUGAAGGUUUUGAUUCCCAGCUAUGCGGCGGGUUCUAUCAUCGGUAAGGGAGGUCAGACCAUCGUCCAGCUGCAGAAAGAGACCGGAGCCACCAUCAAACUGUCCAAAUCCAAAGACUUCUAUCCCGGGACGACAGAGCGGGUGUGUCUGAUCCAGGGGACAGUGGAGGCGCUGAACGGUGUCCAUGACUUCAUUGCUGAGAAGGUGAGGGAGAUGCCUCAGAGCACCCAGAAGACAGAGCCAGUCAGCAUCCUGCAGCCACAGACCACCGUCAACCCCGACCGCGUCAAACAGGCGAAGCUGAUUGUCCCCAACAGCACGGCAGGGCUGAUCAUCGGUAAAGGUGGAGCCACAGUUAAGGCGGUGAUGGAGCAGUCCGGGGCGUGGGUCCAGCUAUCCCAAAAGCCCGAGGGCAUCAACCUGCAGGAACGCGUUGUCACCAUCAGCGGGGAGCCAGAGCAGAACCGCAAGGCCGUCGAGAUCAUUGUCCAGAAGAUCCAGGAGGAUCCGCAGAGCUCUUCCUGCCUCAACAUCUCCUACUCCAACAUCACAGGACCCGUCGCCAACUCCAACCCCACUGGCUCCCCAUACGCCAACUCCACCGAGGUAAUGCCGUCCGCGGCAGCCGCUGCAGCAGCCACGGCUUCCUCUCUGCUUGGCCAGGCCAGCCUGGCUGGAGUCGGGGCCUUCCCAACCACCAUGUCCAGCCUCUCAGGCAACGACCUGCUGGCCAUCACCUCCGCCCUCAACACCCUGGCCAGCUACGGCUACAACACCAACUCCCUGGGCCUGGGGCUGAAUCCCGCUGCAGCCUCAGGGGUGUUAGCAGCUGUGGCAGCUAACGCUAACCCGGCAGCAGCCGCAGCAGCUAAUUUGUUAGCAUCCUACGCCAGCGAUGCAUCCACCAGCGCAGGUCACCCAGCGGCAGGUCUCGGAGGCUUCUCCCUGGGAUCCCUGGCUGCCGCUACAGGGGCCACCAAUGGCUACUUAAGCGCCGCAUCGCCCCUGGUGGCAUCAUCUCUACUGGCCACGGAGAAGCUAGCAGAAGGAGCAAAGGAAGUCGUCGAGAUCGCUGUGCCAGAAAACCUGGUGGGAGCCAUCUUAGGGAAAGGAGGGAAGACGCUAGUGGAGUACCAGGAGCUGACUGGCGCCAGGAUCCAGAUCUCCAAGAAAGGCGAGUUCAUCCCUGGAACUCGGAACAGGAAGGUGACCAUCACAGGUUCCCAGGCCGCCACACAGGCUGCACAGUACCUGAUCAGCCAGCGAAUCACUUACGAGCAGGGGGUACGUGCCACCAACCCACAGAAGGUGGGCUAAACCUGACAGCCAAUGAGAAACGAGGAGGAAAAGAGGAAGAAAAAAAAAAGAGUGGGGGUUUGGGGGAGGAGUAUAAAAAAGUGAGAGUGAGAAUGGAAGAAGGAGAGGAGAGCAAGAAUGUCAGAAGGAAUCGUCCGCGCCGUUUUCUUCUGCGUGUUUUCAGUAUUCUCUAUUAAAAAAAAAAAAAUUUGACGCGAAGCAAAAAUGUGCUGAGAAGACGAGGAGGGAGAGGAGUGAGUUAUCACGCUGAAAAACCAAGAAAAAAAUGUGUAACAUGUAAAUAAGGUUUUAUUACUUAACGUCUUGACCUUUCGGGAUUUUUUAUUGUUUUGUUUCAUGGUUUUGUUUAGUAAAUUAAGCUGUCUGUUUGUUUGUUUGUUUGUGUAUUGUGUGGACAAAGCUGAAUGCCAUGUAGACAGGCCGACUGCCUGAGAGGUGACAGGAAGUAGGGGGAGGGAGGGAAGGGCAUGGGCACGGAGAGGGGGAGGGUUUGCGUUUACAGGGUACAACCCUCCGCCCCCCCAACCCAAAAUCCCUUAUGGAAACAACCCUUACCCCUCCCUCCCCCUGCAUCCCACACCCCACACCCUCCCGUAGGGUUUUUGUUUUUCUUCUAGUUUUGAUUUGCCCCUCGGCCCCUGGCCCCGCCUCCUCCCAAAGCCUCUCUCACUACUUGCCCACAGCCUUGCCCUGCCCUCCCCCCUCCUCCCUUUUACAAGGGUUUAUAAUGAGCAAGACUGCAAACUUAAGGUUGGUGUGUGAGGGAAGAAACGUCCUCGAAUCCCCCCCAACCCCUUUUAUUCUCUCCCCCGCCUAUGAUCUCACCUCCCCCCUCUGCCCCUCUUUCUGAGAGAUGAAGAAAGGGUGAAGUGAAAUUGGGGUGUGGGGGGGGAGAAAAUCAGCUGGGCGUUUCUUCAUUUGCACACCGCCCCCCCUGUAUACCCUGUGAUGUAUCCCACUAGCAGUGCAGCGCCGCAGGUGUUAUGGCACGUAGCCCCCCACCCCCACCCCUCCCAGCCCACACGCGCAGCUCUACUGUUUGAGAUAGAAUGCCGAGGCGCACGCUGAUGAUCUCACGUAGUGCGAAACCGACGAGAGUGAUACUGUGCAAGCUGCGGCAAAACACAGGAUCUAUGGCAUCUUUUUGCAGUCUGCUGUGAUAAUUCUGUUAAUGAUAAUGUCAUGACUAUUACGAUAGGAAUCAUCACCAUCGUCAUUAUUUAUUAAUGAGUUCACCCAUAAAAAGCUCAGUUGUUUCUUUAUUUUUUAUCUGUGAAUUCAGGUUGACAUGAAUGUAAAUGAGACUAUUUUUGAUUUGAAUCUUUUGUUUUAAUUUAAGUGGAUUGAAGAUGAAUAGUAAUGUCACAUAGUGUAAUAUAUGUCUUAUUUAAGUCCAGUAAGAAAGCCGCCCCAGGCAUUAAUAUCAUCGCAGUGAAGGAUCACCUUAUAUAUCCAGUCAAAGAGCAGAACAGGGAACGCGCACACACACACACAUAUAUAUACACACACACACACACACACACACACACACACACACACACACACACACACACACGUACACACUGAAACAAAAUAAUAUGAUGCCAUAUUUGGUGCUAGAAAAGGGAAUUCACCAUAUCUAUGAUGCAGACUGCAUUAGCAAGACAAUAUCUGAAAACCACUCACACCACAGGCUGCAGUGCACCAUCUUAGCAGCUAUAUUAAGCUCUAACGCCUGGUCAUUCUAAAUCUGUAGUAAUAUGCCCUGUUACAGUUUGCCCACAAAGCUAAAUUGGAACUGAACUGAAUAAUUGAGUUGAACUGAGCCUAGUUCUCAGAUGAACUGCUACUGCCCAGCCUGUGGUCUUACAAACCCUUCAGACAAACCCAAUCUACAGACUAGAUCAAGCAAGAGCACUUAAGACUACUGAGAAAUGCAAACAUUGAGAAACACUGAAACAUGACGAGGGAACGUUGUUCGUCCGGUGUCCACUGCUAAAUCUGCGAGCCUCACUGGUAGAUUUACUAUUUUGAGACAGCGUGUAUAUCAGUAAAGGAGAGAAAUAGCCUCACUGAUCUUUGCCCUUAUCAGGCAACCGUCCGACUGCCGCUGAGGUAAAAGGCAGACAUGACAGAUUUUCAACAUACGUCCAGGGAGCUGAGCUCGUUUCUGCCUCUGGCAAACUGCAGGUCUCCCAUGGCAACAGGUUUACGGCCCACUGUAGACACAAGAGGCUGCUGAAGAUGCUGUUGUUUCUUUUGUUGUUAAUUUUUUUGUUUGUGUCGUGUGUUUUUUUACAAUCGGAGUACACUGAAUUUUUGUCUUAAUGCACUGUGAAGCGAGGGAGCGGUUCUCUCUGCCUAUGAGGUUUAGGGAUGUGUGCUGUAGGCGGCAUCGCGAUUGGACGGUUUUUGUAUGGCAGGGAUAAAAAAAAAAUAAACACACAUAUAUGAAUAUAUAUGUAGAAUGCAUAUGAAGAACUUCACCAGAAAUGUACGUCGUAAUGAAUACUGAAAGAGGAGAAAGAGACUAGAUCGAUGAAGAGGAUCAAUCAAUUGAGGUCACGAGUUGAGAUCAAUUAGAUUCUGCUUACCUGUUGUCUUGGAAAAGUGUUUUGUAAUCAGAGGGUGGGAUGUUGGGGGAGUGUUAGGUGUCCAGUAGCAAAUUAAAGUGACUGGAACAAAUUAUAAAUUCACUUUUCUAUCGCAGCUGUGUCUUUUUCAUAAACAGUUGAAAUUGAUAAUGUACUGUACAUCCAAUGGGCAAACCCCUGGACACAUAUUUAAGUCCAACAGGAGUUGAAGUGUGACGGAAUGUAAAAUGCCAAAAAUGAGGAGGGGGUGCAUUUGAUUUAUUGACCUAAACAGCCUGGUGAGGGGAGGGAACUCCUCCGAGAUAAAAAAAAAAACGAAAAAAAAAACUUUUUUUUAUUCUUUUUAAACCAAUCCGACCCAAAAUCCUCCACUGUGCUAUCGAAUGUGUCACUCUCUGUUGGAGCGCCAGUGAGGGUUUAUCUCCACAGCUUGGUAAGGAGGCUUCUUUACUCCCAUCUAACACCAUCCACACUCACCCUCCCUCCCACCCAGUGCACUCCCAUCCUGACACCCCCUCUCCUCCUACUACAUCGCUCCAUGGGUGACUAUGUCUGGUAUUACGAUCAAUGCAUGUCUGCUGCUUGCCCUGACAAACACCACAGAUUGAGUCUCUCUUCUCUUUGCCUCCUCGGGCGGCUGAGGCUCGGAGACACCACGAUGCACCACCAUCAGAAAACGACCACGCCUGCAGACGGAGUCAUAGUUGAGGCUGGCAGGGCACAGUGCAUAAACCCUCUUAUCUGUAGUUUGGAUCAGUGAGUUUUAUUUUUAAUAAGAGAAAUAUUGUUGAUUUGGAAUAGCUUGCUGCACAAACAUAAAACAUACACAUCGUGAGGGAAUAUUUUGCCAUUGAUGGGGUUUGACUGGAUUUAUGUUUGAUAUUUUGUGGCAAAAACCUCAUUAAGACCAUAGAAAGAUAGUAGUCGUUGUAGAUAGUGUGCUUUUGUUCCACUGUAGUACUGUACUGUGCUGUAAACAGUCAGUAACCGAUUUCCCAGUUUAUUUAGUGCACGUUACGCCAGGUUUGAGCAGGUAGAUUACUGCUUGUUUUAUCAUUCAUCAAGCAAAAAUGGCAAACAAUUACUGAUAACAGCUUUCCAAAUGUGAGGAUAUGCUGCUCUUAUUUGUCUUGUAUCAUUGUACGUUGGAUAUGUUUGGUGUUCGGACUGUUGGUCAGACAAAACAAGGAAUUUGGACGUAGCUGUUCUGGUAACUUGACUGUUUUCACUAUUUUCUGACAUUUUAUAGACUGAACAAAUAUUCAAUUCAUCUAAAUUAAGAUUUUGAAGAUGAAUGCUUAAUUAAAGAUUCAUUCCUCCAUUCAGACAAACCUGCUUCUAUGGAAAACCGAUGGUGGGGAUUCUUUAUCGCAGUCAGAGCAGGUUCAGUUUGUUGUACAACUUGCCUCAUUGCUAACUUACUUUGUAAGCAGCACAGUGCGUUUACAGUGGAAAAACUGCAUUGAAAUUCCUGAUAUAGGUGCCAGUUGAGUUGAUUACUACUGGACGGAUUUCUUUUUCAUCUCAUUAAUUAAACCUUAGAAAGAUCUUUUCUUAGUUUGUCUUUUAUACAGCGGCCAAUCUCUUAAGUUAUGUUAAUGUUAGGGGGUCGAGAUAAAAUGUGAUGAGUACUGGAAGCAAUACACGUAGUGGCAUGUUGUCCUGUCCUUUAUCCUCUGUCUGCUUUGGAUUUAGAUGUUGAAUAGGUUUACAUUUUAUUUUAUUUUUAAUUUGUGGACAAUGCUGCUAUACAAUAACUGAUGUACUAAAAAUACAAGGUUAAAACAUAUCGAAAUCUGUCCUUUAGCUGGAGAGGCUAGUCUCAAUACGAGCUCUGUUAUAAGCUGACGAUAAGUUAAUAAUAGUGUAAUUCUAACCUGAACAAGUUAAACCUGUGCCAAAAUAGGUCUUUACAAAGUGAAACUGUAAAUGUGUUGAACCCACAUAAGAUAAGAGGAAACAUACUUUUAUAUUAAGAAAAUGUGAAAAGUGCCAAAUGAACCAUAUUUAUAAUUUACGUAGGAAGAGAGUGGUCCACGUGACAGUUUUUAAGAACUAAGUAGACUAACUGUCAAAGCGCCUCAGUAUAGCAGUUUGUUUAAACCCUCUCUGUUCCUGCCACAAGACGAGGGACCGCCAUGUUAGCUGAGGAUUAGCCAGUCCUCUGGGAACUACACUUCCCAGAAUGCAACAGCACUAUGACUCUGGGGGCUAGACAAAUCAACAUAGCGAUAGGUUAGCAUAAUUAUGCUAAAAAAAUGUGACUUGAUAGCAUUCUUAAAUACAGCCUUUUAUAGUUACAAUGAAAAUGUAUUUUGUGGAAAUAGAUGUUAUCUUUUUUGCACGUCUAUAUUGCAUGAUAUCAAAGUAAAGCGUGGACAAA